AUGUCUACUCUAACAGUUCUGGAGCCUACCUUGCGGCUAGACGCACCUACAGUCAAGUUACAAUCACCAAAGCAAGCAGACAGGCAACUCCAGGUCGUGAUUCCGGAUUUGUUCUCCUCGAUCAUGGCUGUUGAGCCCACCAUCAAUCCUCAUUACAAAGAUGUCAAGGCCGAAGCAGAUGCGUGGUUCAAAAGUUUGUUGCAGUUGAAAGGGAAAGCAGAGGCGACUUUCAACAAGACCGACUUUGGAUUCGCAGCUGCUGUAUGGGCCCCUUCAGCAGACAAGGACAGGUUCCGCACAGCUGUCGACUGGGCAAAUUGGAUAUUCUAUUUUGAUGAUCAAUUCGAUGAAGGACAUCUAGCAAACGAUCCAGCUGCGGCGCAGGCAGAGAUUGAUUCCAUACUCGCCAUCCUGGAUGACAAGCCAACUCUUGCUCAGACCGACAAGCCACUCAUAUAUGCUUUUCAGUCUAUUUGGGACAGAAUAAAGGCGGUAUGUAGACCUCUGCUACGCGAACGUUGGAAAGAUGCCCAUAAGAAAUACGUCGAGGGGUUGAUCUAUCAAACUCAGCGAACAAAGCUUGGUUCUGCUGCCUCCGCAAGCGUGGAUGAAUACAUGAGUUACCGAAGGGAAACGAUCGGUGUUAUAUUGGCUAUUCGACUGGUUGAAUAUGCAGAGAACAUCAAGCUUUCCCAAGCUCAGAUGGAUCACCCGGCACUGCAGUUGUGCACUCGAACGAUUGUAGAUCUCGUGAUUCUCUCAAAUGACAUCUUAUCAUACAAGAAAGAAGAGCUCAAUGAUGCAGGGAACAAUCUAGUCACAAUACUCAAGGCACAGAACCUCUCCGAUCAGGAGGCAAUGGACAAAAUAGGCAGAAUGCUCGACGCUUGCUAUGAGAGUUGGUACAACGCAAUGGAUGAGCUACCAGUUUGGGGGGCAGGAAUCGACCAAGAGGUGCGCAGAUAUCUGGUUGUUUGUCGUAACGUGGGUCUUGGCAAUCUUCACUGGAGGUAA
Trichoderma reesei QM6a is the source of this 1014-nucleotide messenger RNA. RefSeq lists its product as uncharacterized. The record is from RefSeq and is a predicted model, not a curated record. Lineage: Eukaryota; Fungi; Ascomycota; Sordariomycetes; Hypocreales; Hypocreaceae. The transcript has 8 exons. Bases 1 to 1014 code for a protein of 337 amino acids.